CGCCGACGAGCGCCCGUAUUUUCGCGCGCCUGUAACAACUACGAUUUUAAAUUUCGAACGCGACUAAAAACCUUUUUUCUUUAAGACUCUUUCGUAUGUUCUUGGCAGUCCUACAUUUUCUGUGGAUUUGUGAGUUUUUUGGCGGGUUAAUAAAUGAAUGAUCGCUGUGCGAUUGUGUAUUUAACUGUAUCGUUUUGAGAAGUGCCGUAAGUUUUCUGAAGUGUAUGCUUGCAGAGAUUUUCGUGAGAGCGUCCUGAAAUUUAUUAAUUGGGCAGAAGCGGUAUGGCAUGAGCGGGCGGGUGGGCGCGACAUGCGGCGAGCGCCGCUCGCGCAGCCCGCCGCCGUCGCUCUUGCGCUCUUCAUUCUUCUUCACUUCGUUAACGCUGGAUCAAUGGGUCCUGGUGUACCCGAGAACAUAACUGUCACCUUCUUGAAUCCGACCACGGUGAGGGUUUCGUGGUCGACAGCUGCGGAUCUCGUUGAGAAGUAUGACGUAACUUACAAACCGUCUGACGCAAGUUACAGAGUGGUAUUGGAAGUGGCAGGUAACUCCGAUGCCGUUAUUCUGAGCGGACUGGAAGCUGAUACUCAGUACCAAGUGACCGUCGCCGCUCUGUGGGGCGGACACAAAUACCGCAGCAGGCCUAUUGUCUUCCGCACACUGGAGCCGCCUCGGACUUCGCCGCAAGAGGGGGGGCCGGCGACCCCACGCUCCGCCGUCUCCCCGCCAGACCCCUCGCCCACAUUCCCCACGAUCCGUGGUGUGGAGAUCGGCAUUGUAGUGUUAGUGCUGAUCGUAUGGAUCGGGGCGAUAGCUCUAUUCUUCAACAGAUGGGGAAAGAUUCGAAUGUUAUUACCAUAUCAACCGGACUACAAACAGGAACAAUUAAAGGUGCCAGGAAGUAGUGCAUUGGCCGCAGCGGCUGCUGGCGGCACUUGUGGAGGACAUUCCGCACCAUCUGCUUGCUCGCAUAUGCGCUGGUCGCACACCCACACGCAGAGCUUAGAGUGCGAGGAGCGGCUGUUGUCGCGCUGCAGCCGGCCGCGUGUCAACUCCGCCAUCUUUGUAUCCGCUGAGCCGGCUGGAUUCGCUGGCUUCGAUCCUGGCGAGUUCCUACGUAGACACGGCUCGCAGUCAAAAUUAUGUCGUAAAGCAAGAUCUGCUGAUAAUAUACCUCUAACAACAAUGAGUGACUCAUCAGAAAGGCUUUGCAAAGCGAAAGCGCCUCGAGAAGAGACCAUAAGCGAAGAAGGUAAAUCUGACGACAGCGGUAGUGUUGAGACCGUACGACACUUCGGUCUACCUAUACUCUCUGUAUCCGGUCCUUCGCCCCCAGACGAAGAUUACGAUCAAAUAGAUGAGUACCUGUAGCAUUUCCAUACCAGUUUCCAGUUAAAAUACGUCCUAGAGAAGAUGCGACCGCCUUGGCCAUCUCCCGCUCAAAGUCCCAAAUCAGACGAAGAGCGACUCUAAAUGAACGUUCUGGAAACUGCGGAUUUCUUCUAUCUUGUGUCUGACUGUUUUAUCAGUCAAAAACUACAACGAUUUUCGCCUGAACUUUUUACUAAGUGUGUCUUGCUAAGGGACCAUAGUGUUUAGUGUGUUUUUUUGUUUUCUUUAUUCGUUUAGACGAUUCGUAAUAUUAUAUUCCCUUAUUCUCUAUUGAGUGCUAAGCUAUUAAGUGUAAGUCAUUUAAAGUCUAUAUUACACCUUAUUAGUGUAAGAAGAGCACAAAAUUCAUUAAUAAAUUU
Molecule: messenger RNA, 1752 nt
Organism: Papilio machaon (common yellow swallowtail)
Lineage: Eukaryota; Metazoa; Arthropoda; Insecta; Lepidoptera; Papilionidae
Product: fibronectin type III domain-containing protein 5
Exons: 9
Coding region: 311-1372 (353 amino acids)
Molecular function (GO): protein binding
Source: RefSeq, a predicted model, not a curated record